Messenger RNA from Cyphellophora attinorum, 1539 nucleotides. Its product is annotated as putative transporter. NCBI's taxonomy places the organism in Eukaryota, Fungi, Ascomycota, Eurotiomycetes, Chaetothyriales, Cyphellophoraceae. The record is from RefSeq and is a predicted model, not a curated record. Gene Ontology annotation, biological process: transmembrane transport. The coding region runs from base 1 to 1539 and encodes 512 amino acids. Gene Ontology annotation, molecular function: transmembrane transporter activity. The transcript is spliced from 3 exons.
AUGUUGGCCGCAGCGUUACCGUCAAUUCCUCCUCGAGGAACACCACAGAGCCUGCAACAGCCGAACUACAACAUACUAUCCCACGUAGCAUGCAGGAUAUCGACUUUGAAGACUACGGCGGUCCACGAGAUGCGCAUACGUGGACCAAAAGAAGAAGGUCAGCAGAUCCGGCGUGAAUUCGUCCACCCUACUUACACCAUCGUCAGAAUUGUCAUCGCAGCGUUGACAUCGUUAUGCACCAUGACCGUCACAUUGGCGAGCGCGAUCUUUGCGACCGCAAUCCCCUCACUGAUUCGAAUCUACGGAACUACGCGCGAGAUCGGCCUACUCGGUGUCGCCCUCUAUGUCCUCGGAUUCGCCUUCGGGCCACUGGUAUGGGCCGCACUUUCCGAGAUAAAAGGAAGAUAUCUCCCGUUCAUCGCAUCGAUGUUUCUGUUCAUCAUCUUCUCCGUCGCUACGGGCGCAUCGAACAACAUCGGCCUCAUCCUAUUCUUCCGCUUCCUCGGCGGCUUCUUCGGUGCUGGACCUCUAACACUGUCUGCUCCAAUCUACGCAGACAUGUUCACUGGACGAUCACUGGGCAUCGCUAUGGUCAGCUUCGCCUUCGUGGUUUUCCUAGGUCCGGUCAUAUCCCAGCCGAUCGGAGGUUUCAUCGUCGAAAACCCAAGUCUCGGAUGGAGGUGGACUGAGUACAUCUGCGCCGUACUUGGAGCCGUCAUUCUCAUACCGACUUCGAUGGUCUUGGAGGAGUCGUAUGCACCCGUCCUACAGAAACGAGCUGCUCGCCGAGCACGACUGGAAGCGAAAGACGAUGCGAACGGGAUCAGUCAUGAGGAAGUCAAAUUGUCUUUCAAGACCAUCCUGUCGGACUUCGUCGCCCGGCCUCUCACAAUGCUACUCCGCGAUCCGAUAGUGCUUCUGAUGAGCAUCUACGGCUCAUUUGUGUACGCACUCCUAUACCUAUUUCUUGUCGGGUACCCAACAGUGUUCCAACACAUCUAUCACAUGCGCCCAGGAGUUGGAGGCCUACCUGCGCUCGCGCUGAUCGUCGGCGAAGUAUGUGCAGUGCUGGCGAUCUUCGCCAUGCAGCCCUGGAUCAUGCGCAAGGCCAAGCAGAACCAAGGAGUGCUACUUCCAGAGUGGCAACUCCCUGUCGCUGUCCCGGGAUCAAUUGCAUUUGCGGUUGGCAUCCUCUGGUUCGGAUGGUCGGGCUAUCAAGGCACUGUCCAUUGGAUUGUGCCUACACUGUCGGGCAUCUUGAGUGGGUUUGGUCUCCUUGCGACAUUCAUCCCGUCUAUUUCUUACCUUACACAGGCACGGGCUGAGAGAGCGACUUCUGCAGUAGCAGCUCACACGAUGCUGCGCUCGUUCUGUGCAGCAGGUUUUCCCAUGUUUGCUACGUAUAUGUACGAGGAUCUGGGAGUUCAGUGGGCUUCCACGCUACUGGGCGGUAUCGCGCUGCUGUUGACGCCCGUGCCGAUCUUGCUGUAUAUCUAUGGCUCCCGAUUACGCAGCCACAAAUCUGUUGGAGCGGUAUAG